GAACAGCCAGUCAAGAGUCUUGGAAAGUUCUUUGAUUGCAGCCUCAAAGACUCGUCAUCCAUCCAGAGAACCAGCAAGGAGCUUGAGGGCUGGUUGAGAUGCGUCGACAGAUCUGGCUUGCCAGGGAGAUUCAAGGCCUGGAUUUACCAGCAUUCCAUCCUGCCCCGCAUCCUGUGGCCUCUGCUAGUAUAUGCAGUACCCAUUACAACUGUAGAGGCCAUGGAGAGAAAGAUCAGCAGCCACUUGCGAAGAUGGCUUGGCCUACCCCGAAGUCUGAGCAGUGCUGCCCUGUACGGCAGUAGCAACACCUUGAAGCUUCCAUUCAGUGGACUCACUGAAGAGUUCAUGGUGACUAGAACUCGAGAAGCCCUGCAGUACAGGGAAUCCAGGGAUGAAAAGGUGGCAUCGGCUGGCAUCCAGGUGCGAACAGGCUGGAAAUGGAGGGCAGUCGAGGCUCUGGAAGUGGCAGAGUCGCGACUGAGGCAGAAGGUACUGGUGGGGUCCAUAGCCUCAGGACGCGCAGGUAUUGGCUAUUUCCCAUCAACCAGGGUGGACAAGGCCCAGGGAAAACAGCGGCUACACAUCCAGCAGGAAGUGCGGGCAGGCGUGGAGGAAGAACGAGCCAGCAGGAUGGUGGGUAUGGGACAACAGGGAGCUUGGACUAAAUGGGAGAAUGUUCUGCAACGGAAGAUCACCUGGCCCAACAUCUGGAGAGCAGACUCCCUUAACAUCAGGUUCCUAGUCCAAGCUGUUUAUGAUGUCCUGCCCAGUCCAUCCAACCUCCAUGUCUGGGGCAAAGCAGAGACACCAUCCUGCCUCCAGUGUCCAGGAAGGGGAUCCCUGGAACACCUCCUCAGUAGCUGCCCUAAAGCCCUUGGAGAGGGGCGCUAUCGCUGGCGCCACGACCAGGUGCUGAAGGCGGUUGCUGAGAGUAUAGCCAAGGCCAUUACUACCACCAAGAACCACAGCAAGCCUCAGUCAAUCAGAUUCCACAGAGCUGGAGAGAAGCCCACUAUCCAAGCGAGGGCCAGGUCAGGUCUCCUCACUACCGCCACAGACUGGCAGCUAGAAGUGGACCUGGGCAAACAGCUGAAGAUCCCAGCAAGAAUAACAACAACACGGCUCCGACCAGAUAUGAUCAUUGUUUCUGAUUCCACCAAACAAUUGAUCAUUCUGGAACUGACAGUGCCCUGGGAAGAACGCAUGGAGGAGGCUAAUGAGCGGAAGCGUGCCAAGUACCAGGAGCUGGUGGAGGAGUGUAGGAGCCAAGGCUGGAGGACUUACUGUGAACCCCUGGAGGUGGGAUGCCGAGGAUUUGCAGGGCGGUCCCUCUGCAAAGUCCUCACCAUGCUGGGCCUCACCGGUGAGGCAAAGAGGAAGGCCAUCAGAUCUGCAACUGAAGCCGCAGAAAGAGCCACAAGAUGGCUUUGGAUCAAGAGGGCUGAUCCGUGGAAGAAUGCUGCUGGGACACAGGCCGGAGUCUGAUCAACUCUGGUCGGGUCGCCUGGGCGAGGGUGUCUGAUGUUGAAAGACCCGAAACACCCAGUGACCCCAGGUUACAUCACUGAUGAUG
Messenger RNA from Alosa sapidissima (American shad), 1573 nucleotides. RefSeq lists its product as uncharacterized. Lineage: Eukaryota; Metazoa; Chordata; Actinopteri; Clupeiformes; Clupeidae. The record is from RefSeq and is a predicted model, not a curated record.